This is a messenger RNA of Gossypium raimondii (Peruvian cotton), 369 nucleotides long. RefSeq lists its product as uncharacterized. Bases 1 to 369 code for a protein of 122 amino acids. NCBI's taxonomy places the organism in Eukaryota, Viridiplantae, Streptophyta, Magnoliopsida, Malvales, Malvaceae. The record is from RefSeq and is a predicted model, not a curated record. The transcript has a single exon.
AUGGAUUUGGUCGUUGUUGGCCAUAAAAGAUUGUUAGACCUGAAUGAAAUCGAAGAAUUCAGGGCACAAGCAUAUAAAAAUGCUAAACUGUAUAAGGAGAAGAACAACUGUUGGCAUGGUAACAGAAUUAUGCCAAGGCAAUUUGAACCAGGGAAACAGGUGUUGUUAUUCAAAUCUAGGCUUAAAUUGUUCCCCGGUAAAUUAAAAUCCCGCUGGUUAGGUCCCUUUGAAGUAGCUCAAGUAUACUCACAUGGAGCUAUUAGUAUCAAAGACCUAAAAACAUGGGUCACAUUCAAAGUUAAUGGACAAUGCUUGAAGCACUAUUGGGGUGUUCAUGUGGAUCGUGACAAGCAAUCCAUUGACCCUUAA